Messenger RNA from Myotis brandtii (Brandt's bat), 3032 nucleotides. RefSeq names its product chromosome unknown open reading frame, human C5orf22. The transcript has 9 exons. Bases 1 to 1287 code for a protein of 428 amino acids. NCBI's taxonomy places the organism in Eukaryota, Metazoa, Chordata, Mammalia, Chiroptera, Vespertilionidae. The record is from RefSeq and is a predicted model, not a curated record.
AUGACAGCAGAGAUGCCCAUUAGAGCCUUUGGAGGUGUUCUGCCGUUCAUAUACCGCGCCAUUGGCUCAAAACAUCUUCCUGACAGUAAUAUAAGUUUUGUGCAUUUUGAUUCACAUCCAGAUCUCCUUAUUCCUGUGAAUAUGCCAGCUGACACCGUGUUUGAUAAGGAAACUCUUUUUGGAGAAUUAAGUAUUGAGAACUGGAUUAUGCCUGCAGUUUAUGCUGGCCAUUUUUCCAAUGUAAUAUGGCUUCAUCCCACAUGGGCUCAGCAAAUCAGAGAGGGUACACAUCACUUUUUAGUAGGCAAAGACACUUCUACCACAACAAUCAGGGUAACAAGUACAGAUCACUACUUCCUAAGUGAUGGUCUUUAUGUAACUGAAGACCAGCUAGAGAACCAAAAACCUUUACAAUUGGAUGUAAUUAUGGUAAAGCCAUAUAAACUCUGUAACAAUCAAGAGGAAAACGAUGCAGUGUCUUCUGCUAAGAAACCAAAGCUAGCACGGGAAGACGCAGAACACACUGCCUCUACUAACUGUGCCUCUUGUUCAGAAGGAUUGGAAAAGGACACGGUGACCCAGAGAAGGGUCCACACCAGCCUGGAACCUUCAUGUUCACGUUCUUCUGAGAGCCAGGAAUGCCAGACUACAGUCAGCUCUGGAGAAAUUCUGGAAAUUUUGAAGAAAGGGGAUGCAUUUGUUUUAGAUAUUGACUUAGAUUUUUUUUCAGUCAAGAAUCCCUUCAAAGAAAUGUUCACUCAGGAGGAAUACAAAAUCUUACAAGAGCUGUACCAAUUUAAAAAGCCUGGCACCAACCUGACAGAGGAAGAUUUGGUAGAUUGUGUUGAUACUCGAAUUCACCAAUUAGAAGAUUUAGAAGCUACUUUUGCUGAUUUGUGUGAUGGUGAUGAUGAAGAAACUGUACAGAAAUGGGCUUCAAACCCUGGAAUGGAAUCACUAGUUCCACUUGUGCAGAGUUUGAAAAAACGGAUGGACGUGCCAGACUAUGAAAUGGUUCAUCAGGCUGGUCUAACCUGUGAUUAUUCAGAACUUCCUCACCAUAUCAGCACAGAACAAGAAAUUGAGUAUCUUAUUCAGGCUGUAUUUUAUUUACUGAAAAAUUUACCAAAACCUACUCUUGUAACAAUUGCAAGGUCAAGUCUGGAUGAUUACUGUCCUUCUGAGCAAGUGGACGCCAUUCAGGAAAAAGUCCUCAGUGUGCUCCGCUCCCUCUAUGGGACUCUAGACCUCCACCUGGUGUACUCAGCAGAGUCCUCUCCACCUUGAAACAGCAAAACACUGGACUCCUAUUACAUUGCGAUGUAGUAGCAGGUUUUCAUUAACUUAUUUGUAAAUGAGUCUUCCAGAAAACACUUUGUUUUUAUAUUAACUUUGACUUAAAAUCCUUCAGGUAUCGUCAGUUGUUGAAUGAUGGCAGUUUUGUUGGCAUCAAGACUACCCCUGUUGCUUACCUUUCUUCCUUUCUGUAAUUGUCCUCACUUUUGUGAGGGUGUUUUGUUUUUCCUCUUUUCCCUUUUUCCUGUAAGUCGGUUAGACUGUAUGAGAUUCAUUAAUUCAUUGAUUUAUUCACUCAACUAGCUGACAUUUAUUGAGACAUGUGCCAGACAUAAUUCCGUGCUGGUGCUGGGUAUAUGGUAAUGAACAGAACAAACAUGGCCCUGCCCUUUUGAGGGACAGCUAAGAAACAAAUCAUGGAAGGACAGCCACAAACAUGGCCUUAUAGGAAAGUAAUAUUCUUAAAAGCUACUACCAAAAUAAUAAUAACAACAAUAAAACAAACUUGCCAGUUCAUGAAAAUUUUACAGGAAGUCUACCUCUCUAUGAGUGUUUGUUCUGUAGCCCAGCUCUUGCUAAAAAUGCUCUCAGCAUUGUUGGUUGAGGAGGUCUAUUUCAGUAAACUCAACCAAACAAAAAUUAACUCUAGUUUGCUAAUCAGAAAAGCCAUUCUGGAGUUUUGGCCUCCAUGAAGGUAAGUGUGAGCAUUGAUUGUCAUUAUAGUUCGUUCCUAAGUGCCACUUUAUUGGCAGUCUGGGUAGAUACUUUUUUCAAAUAAACCAGCUCUUUAUGUAAAUAGUAGGGAAGAAAUUUAAGUCCUUCCUUCUGGCCUACCAUAAAUACUGCCUUCCACCAGCCUCCCAUGACUAAGAGAGCCUACCUGACUCGCUCUUACAGUAAUCAUGGAACUUUUCAUUUACUUAAUUGGCCAAAGUCUCCCCUUUAGUAUCCCUCAUGUUCAGUAAUCAUUUUUACCUACUUGAUUUCUUUUUCUUUAAAAGGUAGGAUGACAUUUAUAGAAGAAAAAAACCAUUAUUCCUCAGUCCUAACACAGUAGUUGUCUUCAUUUUUGCAUGUAACUUUCAGGCCUUGUGUACCUGUUGAGUUGCAUGUCACUAAAAUUAUAGUGUUACCUAACUUAAUGGCCGGUAGCCACAGUCACAUUACCAUUACCACUCACUAGAUGGCAGCAGAUCCCAUUUUUCCAAUGAUUCUGUUUUUCUUGUCACCAAGUUGAUUUUCCAAGCCUGAUAGUGUGAAUGCUUAUUUCUGUUGUGAAAAGCAAAGCAAAGUGCUUUAACUUUCUAUUUUGGUAGAACAUUAUGUGCCAAAAAGUUUUAUUUCUCUAUAAGAUCAGAAUUGUAAAAUAGUGCUAUUUAUUUUUAAAUUUUUAUUAGAGUUCUGUAAACAGAUGUUACUUUUACGAGUAAAUUAAUUUUGUGUGCUAAAAGAAAUAAACAGGUGUGUAUUGAGGUUUUGAAAUUUUAAACCAAACUGUAGUAUUAAUUAAUUAUAUAUAAUUUCUGUGUGUUCAUAGCAUUGAUCUUAUGGGUCUGGUUUAGCUAGUAGUCAUUUAUUAUAAUUCCCAUGAACUGAUGUGAUUCAUCAUUGUUUUAACUCAGGUAGAACAAGAGGGCAUCAAUUUCCUUUUAGGGACACUUGGAUUGUUUAGUUCUCAUGCUCUGUAAUUCUUUUAGAAGAAUAAAAUUCAGUCCCUACUUGUUGACUAAAACCAA